AAGAGUGACGGAUCAAGAAUUUUGAUGGUCAGUGACCUCAUCCGUUGACCUUGGCUUGGAUUGUUGGGCAUUCCUUUGCUCCUAUGAUUUUGCUUGCCUUGCCUCUGUGUUAACCUUCCUCUCCCCCAGCUGCUCUGCUUUAUAUGGGGUGCACGCUCACACAGGGUCCCUGAAACACCCCAAAUCCGCCAUUGAAAUCAAGAAUCAUCCUCCCCCCCACUCCACAGAGACAGACACAGAGAGGGAGGAAGGGGAAAGAAGACAAGUGAAUGGCCGGGGGAGGAUUUGUGGAAGCAGGGCAAUUGAAAAGGGCCCACCUUUACGAGUACAGGAUCACUGGCUACUUCGUCUUCGCAUGCAUCGUUGCAGCCCUUGGCGGGUCCCUUUUCGGCUAUGAUUUGGGCGUUUCAGGUGGGGUGACUUCCAUGGAUGAUUUCUUGAAGGAGUUCUUCCCAAAAGUGUACAGAAGGAAACAGAAACAUCUCCGUGAGACUGAUUACUGUAAGUACGACAACCAGAUGCUGACCCUCUUCACAUCCUCUCUCUACUUCGCGGGGCUUAUCUCCACCUUCGGAGCUUCCUACGUGACCCGAACCAGAGGAAGAAGAGCCAGCAUCAUUGUCGGGUCGAUAAGUUUCUUCCUCGGAGGGGUCAUUAAUGCUGCCGCCAUGAACAUCCCAAUGCUCAUCAUCGGCAGGAUCUUGCUUGGGGGAGGCAUAGGAUUCGGUAACCAAGCGGUUCCACUUUAUCUAUCGGAGAUGGCACCAGCAAAAGUCCGUGGAGCGGUUAACCAACUGUUCCAACUGACGACCUGCUUAGGCAUUCUUAUAGCAAACCUGAUAAAUUACGGUACCGAGAAGAUCCACCCAUGGGGAUGGAGGCUGUCUCUAGGACUAGCGACGGUCCCGGCGACUCUGAUGUUUGUUGGUGGACUCUGCCUUCCUGAGACACCAAACAGUCUCGUGGAGCAGGGGAGGCUUGAAGAGGGACGGAAAGUGCUGGAGAAGGUCAGGGGCACCAAGAACGUGGAUGCCGAAUUCGAAGAUCUCAUCGAGGCAAGUCAAUCUGCGAAUGCAGUGAAGCAUCCAUUCAGGAACCUCCUCGAGAGGAAGAACAGGCCCCAGCUUAUAAUCGGUGCUCUGGGGAUCCCAGCCUUUCAGCAGCUCACGGGCAUGAACUCCAUUCUCUUCUACUCCCCCGUCAUAUUCCAGAGCCUCGGGUUUGGCUCUGGGGCAUCCCUCUACUCGUCUGUCAUAACGAGCGGAGCUCUCGUUCUGGCCGCCCUCAUCUCGAUGGCAUUCGUUGAUAAGCUCGGCCGCAGAACAUUCUUUCUGGAAGCUGGUUUAGAGAUGAUCAUCUACAUGAUAAUUGUGACCGUAACCCUGGCUCUGAAAUUUGGGGAAGGAAAGGAGCUGCCUAAGGGGGUCGGUAUCUUGCUUGUGAUCGUAAUCUUCCUUUUCGUCCUAGCCUAUGGACGGUCAUGGGGUCCCUUUGGCUGGCUAGUCCCGAGCGAGCUCUUCCCCUUGGAGACCCGCUCAGCCGGACAGAGCAUGGUCGUCUGUGUCAACCUCCUCUUCACGGCCCUGAUAGCCCAGUGCUUCCUCGUAUCUCUCUGCCACCUCAAGUACGGGAUCUUCCUCCUCUUCGGGGGCCUAAUCUUCAUCAUGAGCUGCUUCAUCUACUUCCUCCUUCCUGAGACGAAGCAGGUCCCCAUUGAGGAGGUGUACCUUCUCUGGCAGAACCACUGGCUGUGGAAGCGCUAUGUGACCACCGACCGGAACGGAUUGGCCGAGAAAGCUUGAUUAUGUUUGUAGGAUGGCAGCUAUGGCUCUAGGAAGAACUCCAUAGUCUGUUAGCCAUUUUUUGACUGUUUCUAGUGGUUAUUCUUCAUUUCCUACAAACUUCCUCUCUCAAUAAGAUUGAUUGAUUGUGAAGAGACAUACUCGAAAACCGAUUUGAUUUUGCGUA
Messenger RNA from Punica granatum (pomegranate), 1968 nucleotides. NCBI's taxonomy places the organism in Eukaryota, Viridiplantae, Streptophyta, Magnoliopsida, Myrtales, Lythraceae. The record is from RefSeq and is a predicted model, not a curated record.